Messenger RNA from Moneuplotes crassus, 1239 nucleotides. The record is from the annotation of a GenBank genome assembly. Lineage: Eukaryota; Ciliophora; Spirotrichea; Euplotida; Euplotidae.
AUGAAUCUUAACACUAUAAAUCCUAUCCUCCUCGUUCUGUUCUGAGUGCUGAUGAUCUUAUCAACCUCUUCACAGGGAAUCCUGUUGAAGCUCCAAUCAAAUGUUACUGUUGAUGGCUCAAGAUUUGAGCACCCAUUCUUUUUAACUCUCAUCAUCUUCAUGGGAGAAUCACUCUGAAUUUUCUUAUACCUGCUUGAGAAGGCUUAUUUAGCUUACAGAUACGGAAGAGCUGAUCUAAGUCCUGAAAUGAUAGAAGCUCAGAACAAAGGCAAGCGUACUGAUAUCAAUCCAUUGUUGAUGGCCAUUCCAAUGUUAUGUGAUAGCACAGCCACUCCUUUAUAUAUGCUAGCUUACAUCAACAUUCCUGCAAGUAUAGGCCAAAUGAUGAGCGCACUUGUGAUAUUUGUAGUUGCUCUGCUAUCAAUCCUAUUCUUUGGUAGGAAGUAUUACAGACAUCAUUGGCUCGGCCUCAUCUUGGUCUUUGUUGGUAUCUGCCUUGUAGCAAUCUCAGCGCUCAUAUCAAGCAAGGGCUCAGGAACAACAGGCAACGUACCUCUUGGAGUUAUUCUUAUGAUAUUCUCUGUCUUCGCAAUUGGAUCCCAAUAUGUAGUUGAGGAGAAACUUCUUUCCUCAUAUUAUUUAUCUCCAUUCAAGGCUGCAGGGUGGGAAGGUAUUACAGGAACGAUCCUGUGGUGAGUCUUGCUCAUAAUCUUUCAAUUUAUCCCCUGCGAAGCUCAGAUAUGUAACAAUGGAAGAUUAGAAAAUACUAGUGUAGCUUUUGAGUUCAUGGCACAAAGUACCCAAUUGAAAAUUUUCUUGGUCGGCAACCUCCUUUUAACAGCAUGAAUGAGUGGUUUUAGUCUUUUGGUUACAAAAUAUGCUUCUGCUACUGCUAAAGUAAUUCUAAAACAAACCAAGAUAGUUAUAGUAUGGCUCUUCUUUUUGAUCUACAGAGGUGGAGGCCAUGAAACAUUUCAUGUUCUUCAACUUAUAGGAUUCGUACUCCUCUGAGCUGGUAUUAUUCUCUUUAAUGAAAUCAUUAUAAUUCCCGUUCUUGGCUUUAACAAGAAUACUAAGGCAAGGUUAACACAGAGAAGAAUGGUGUCUUCACCCUCAGUUCUAAAAGACGAGCUUUCAGAGUCUCUUUGUCAAAGUGAAACGAUAUACUUAAUGAAUGACGAAACAGAGAAUUGAUCAAGCUUCUAGAACUUAUCAAAGCACAAUCUGAAAUUUGGUAUC